Plenodomus lingam JN3 is the source of this 201-nucleotide messenger RNA. NCBI's taxonomy places the organism in Eukaryota, Fungi, Ascomycota, Dothideomycetes, Pleosporales, Leptosphaeriaceae. The record is from RefSeq and is a predicted model, not a curated record.
AUGCAGGUUUCCGGGAAUAUCCGCCAAGCCUCCAUCACGCUAAAUUCGCCUCCCGUCCGCAUCUCGAAAUCUCGCGACCGCAACGACGAAGUGCAACUCUCCCACAUGAAACCAGACAUGGUUGAACUAUUAAAGCGCAUGCGCAAGCUCCACACGGUCAGAACCACAAUUGCUACUCUUUCCAUUGCCUACACGCUAUAA